AUGAGAAAAAUUGCUUCAAUUCUAAUUCUUAUUUCUAUUACUUUAUUCACAGUAAGAGCUUCAUAGUGUUCAGAAGACAUUAUGAAUUAGAUAAAUAAUGGAACAGUUUGUUAAAGUUCUGAUAAUGCUUGCAAAACUGCAUUAGAUACUUUCAUUAAAUGUGUGUAAGACUGUAGCAAAGAUAUGAGCUCAAACUCUGUUAUUAAAAUUUGCUCAUAGGUAAAUUGCAGCAAUAUUAGUAAUGAUACUGUGAAGGCUCUUUACAACAAAAUGGUUGCCUGUUUUGAUAGUGUGCUUAUAUUCUCAGCCCUCUUUGUUUUAGUCGCAUUGUUAUUCUGA
Tetrahymena thermophila SB210 is the source of this 339-nucleotide messenger RNA. Its product is annotated as transmembrane protein, putative. NCBI's taxonomy places the organism in Eukaryota, Ciliophora, Oligohymenophorea, Hymenostomatida, Tetrahymenidae. The record is from RefSeq and is a predicted model, not a curated record. The transcript has a single exon.